This is a messenger RNA of Linderina pennispora, 1371 nucleotides long. RefSeq names its product MFS general substrate transporter. Gene Ontology annotation, cellular component: membrane. The record is from RefSeq and is a predicted model, not a curated record. Gene Ontology annotation, molecular function: transmembrane transporter activity. Gene Ontology annotation, biological process: transmembrane transport. The transcript is spliced from 5 exons. Lineage: Eukaryota; Fungi; Kickxellomycota; Kickxellomycetes; Kickxellales; Kickxellaceae. Bases 1 to 1371 code for a protein of 456 amino acids.
AUGACCAAUGCAUUGGCCGGUGCGGCCUCAACACUGGGGGCAUUUGUCAGCAGUUAUGCGUACCUCAACACCAAUCUCCCGCCCUACAUUAAGAGCAACUUGUCCAACUUUGCCAUGUUUGGCACCGCUAUCAUCGGUAGCAUUAUCCUCCUGCUAAACUUCAAGCAUGAGAACUACAAGCGCGAAACAAAGGCUGUCGAUAUCUCCAGGCUCACUGAAGAGGAGGCAGUUUCUGCCCUCAUCGAUAUCGACCACCUGACGCCCGAUGAGGAACAGGAUGCGCGUCUUCUUCUGUUCCUUGCCUUUGGAAUGUGUACUGCCCAUCUCAACCGCGCCGUCAUUAGUUUCGCCAAGAUCAUGGGCAUGGAGAAGCAUCUCCACAUGAGCGGCACGCAGUCGGUGCUCGCAAAGUACAUUCCGACCAUGAUAUUUAUAUCUGGAGCUCUCAGCGUCUUCAUUCUUGCCAUCAAGAACUUUAGCGGGAUGAUCGCAGUGCGUCCAAUCUACUCGUGGCAGUGGCUCUACCUGCUUGUUGGUGGGCUUGCCAUGCUUUCUGGUAUUUACGGUUGGGUCUUCAUCCGGGACUACCCUGACACAGCCAGCUAUCUGAACGACGAGGAGCGCGAGCUGAUCGGCCGCGUCAUGGCGAGAAGCAACCUGCGUGCCAGUGACUCUGUAGUUAUUUCGCGUAGGCAGAUUGUGGAGGGGCUGACCGACUGGCGUCUAAUGGUGUUCAUGGUCAUCGACUUCGCAAACGCUUACGCUUCAGCGUCGGCCAGUACCUGGGCACCAGUUCUUAUGCAUAGCGUCGGAUACAACACAUCGACAGUAAUGGGGCUGCUUAUCAUUCCGUCUGUGUGUGCGGGAACUAUGGCGGCAUCGACUGGAUUCAUUGCGCGUAAGGUUGGCAAGAUGGGAGUGUUCCAAAUUAUACUGUCACUUGGUGCGGCUGCCAUUAUGAUUAUUGCUGUUUUCGGCGCGGAAAACAAGGUUGCGCGUACAUUCUCCAUCAUUGCCCUUCCGCUGUUCACGACUCCUGCCGCAGUCGUCGGACCUGCCUGGCUGAACAUCAACAUGCGCGGCACUGACCGCAGUGCUAUGACCAACGCAUUCACUGUCGCAGCUUCCACGCUGGGAGCAUUUGCUAACAGCUACACAUACCUCAACACCGAUGCACCUCUGUACAUCAAGGGCAGUUCGUCGAACUUUGCUAUGUUUGGUGCUUCGAUCAUUGGUAGUAUUAUCUUGCUUGUUGACUUCAAGCGCGAGAAUGCCAAGCGUGACGCAAACCCUAUGGAUAUCUCCGAUCUUACCGAGGAGGAAGUCAAGGCACUUGGAAACAAGCACCCGUCAUUCCGCUACACACUUUAA